Molecule: messenger RNA, 2537 nt
Organism: Cynoglossus semilaevis (tongue sole)
Lineage: Eukaryota; Metazoa; Chordata; Actinopteri; Pleuronectiformes; Cynoglossidae
Product: extracellular calcium-sensing receptor-like
Exons: 6
Biological process (GO): G protein-coupled receptor signaling pathway
Cellular component (GO): plasma membrane
Molecular function (GO): G protein-coupled receptor activity
Source: RefSeq, a predicted model, not a curated record
GGGGGAUUUUCCCUGUUUAUAACAGAGAGGUGGUCAGCAUAUUCAACUAUGAAAAGAAGCCAACGUCUGUAAAUUGUGACAGGUGAGUAGAUAUACAUUUCUCUUUGAGUGAACAGAAAACCUCAGCUUUGCACAAUUUAAAAACUCUUUUCUUCACCAAAAAUAACUUUUCCCCAAGGUUUGAUCUGAGAGCUUUCAGAUGGACUCAGAUGAUGAUAUUUGCUAUUGAAGAAAUUAACAAAGACCCAACCAUCCUGUUGAAUGUGACACUUGGCUACAGGAUCCUAGACUCAUGUUCAUCCCCAACAAACACACUGCGUGCAGCGCUGACAUUGGUCGGAGGACAGGAGGAAAACAAUUCCACUUGUUUUCCAGCAGUAUCUGCAAUUGUUGCUGAGGCAGGAUCAUCUCAGUCUAUAGCUGUGGCAUCAACAGUGGGACCAUUUCAAGUACCAGUUGUGAGCUACUUCUCCACUUGUGCCUGUCUAAGUGACAGAGCUAAAUAUCCAACAUUUUUUCGCACAAUACCAAGUGACUACUACCAGGCAAAAGCCUUGGCUGCACUAGUCAAACGUUUUGGUUGGGAGUGGAUUGGAGCCCUACAGUCAGACAACGACUACGGUCUGAAUGGAAUCCGGGCAUUUAAAGAAGAAGUCACAAAGCUUGGAGUUUGUAUUGCAUUUGUUGGAACAAUCAAACGCACCUACAGCGUCGAUAAAACCCUGCGUGUUUUGGAAAUGAUCAAAAAGUCCACAGUUAAAGUCAUUUUAGCUUUCACUGCUGAGGGCGACUUUUAUCCUCUGAUGAAAGAAGUGGUGAAGCAGAACAUCACUGGAAUCCAGUGGAUAGCCAGUGAGGCUUGGAUCACAUCAUCAAGACUCUCCACACCUGAAAUGUUUCAGGCCUUUGGUGGAGCUUUGGGUUUUGUGAUGCCGAAGAUGGCUGUACCAAAUCUAAAACCAUUUCUGACUAGCAUCAGCCCUCAUGCUGAUUCUGGUGCAGUGUUUGUGAGGACAUUCUGGGAAAUUAUUAUGGGCUGUACACCUCAUUUGUCUGGUGAAAACUCAACCAGCAGUUUGGAUGGUAUGUGCACUGGUGAUGAAACAUUAUCAGAUUCCCAAGACCCGUUUUUUGACGUCACAGAACUCAGAGUGUCCUACAAUGUGUACAAUGCCAUUUAUGCCAUUGCACAUGCCCUUCAUCGAGUAGUAUUCUGCAAAUCAGUUGGGGAAAAGGCUGAGGAUCCAUGUAUGAAUGUUUCACAGAUUGAACCCAAACAGGUCACUGCUCAGCUACAAAGAGUACAUUUUGUAAAUACGUUUGGAGACAGCAUAUUCUUUGAUGAGAAUGGCGAUCCACCAGCCUCCUAUGAGGUCAUUAACUGGCAGCUGAGAGACGGAGAAGUCCAUCAUGUAUCCUUGGGACAUUUUGCUUCUGCUGUUAAUGGUGAUUAUAAACUCAGCAUCCUGGAGGAGGAGAUUGUUUGGAGGACAGGAAAAAAUAUUCCCACAUCUGUUUGUUCAGAAGUUUGUCCAGUGGGAACAAGAAAAGCACAGAUCAAAGGAAAACCCAUUUGCUGCUUUGAGUGUAUUUCCUGUGCAGAGGGUGCAGUAGACUGUGUGCCGUGUCCUGUGAAGUUCUGGUCCAAUGAUAAGAAAGAUGAGUGCAUUCCCAAGACAGUUGAAUACCUGACAUACAGUGAGCCAAUGGGCAUCAUCAUCACUGUCCUGUCCUUAUUAGGAGCCUCUCUGUCUUUGACCACCAUGGUGAUUUUUAUCAAAAACAAACAAACUCCAGUGAUCAAAGCCAGUAAUGUAGAACUUAGUUGUUUUCUCCUGCUCUCUUUGGUCCUCUGUUUCCUUUGUCCACUGACGUUCAUCGGCACACCCACAGUUUGGACAUGCAUGCUUCGACACACAGCUUUUGGACUGACAUUUGCUGUCUGUAUCUCCUGUGUUCUGGGGAAAACAAUUGUUGUUGUCCUUGCUUUCAAAGCAACAACUCCUGGCAGCAAAGUUGCCAGACAAUUUGGUCCCAAACAGCAAAGAAUCAUUGUGUGCGCCUGCACUUUCAUUCAGGUUGUGAUAAUAAUAUUGUGGCUAACAUUAAAUCCUCCAUAUCCAGACAUGGUUUUUCAACACAGCACAAAAAAGAUCCUCUUGGAGUGUAACACAGGAUCUGAGGCUGCUUUCUAUGCAGUGUUGAGUUACAUAGGGUUCCUCGCUGUCAUCUGUUUGGUCUUGGCAUUUAUAGCCAGGAAGUUGCCAGACAACUUUAAUGAAGCCAAGUUCAUCACCUUCAGCUUGUUGAUCUUUUGUGCAGUGUGGAUCAGCUUUAUUCCUGCUUAUGUCAGCUCUCCUGGGAAGUUUACUACUGCCGUUGAAACCUUUGCCAUUUUGUCUUCAGCCUUUGGACUAUUUAUUUGUAUCUUUGCUCCUAAAUGCUACAUUAUAUUAAUCAAACCAGAGAGAAACACUAAGAGACUUGUGGCUAAACAUUAAAACAACAACAUGUGCAUUCUUGUAAGUUACCAUUAA